AAUAUAAACCAGUUGGUAAGAUAGGAGAGGGAACAUUUUCUGAUGUUCUGAAGACACUGAGUCUUAGGGAUGGAAAGUACUAUGCAUGUAAACACAUGAAGCAACAUUUUGAAAGUAUGGAACAAGUGAAUAAUCUGAGAGAAAUACAAGCGCUAAGGAGGCUGAGUCCGCAUCCUAAUAUCCUUAUGUUACAUGAAGUUGUUUUUGAUAAAAAAGCUGGCUCCCUUUCACUGAUAUGUGAACUUAUGGACAUGAAUAUUUAUGAGCUGAUAAAAGGAAGGAGAAAGCCAUUACCUGAAAAAAAAAUUAAGAACUACAUGUACCAGUUAUGCAAAUCUCUUGAUUACAUACAUAGAAAUGGGAUAUUUCACAGAGAUGUGAAACCAGAAAACAUAUUAAUAAAGCAGAAUACCCUGAAGUUAGGAGAUUUUGGAUCUUGUAGGAGUAUCUAUUCUAAGCAGCCACAUACAGAAUAUAUCUCUACACGCUGGUACCGAGCACCUGAAUGCUUACUUACAAAUGGCUACUAUAGUUACAAAAUUGAUAUGUGGAGUGCUGGCUGUGUUUUCUAUGAAAUCACAAGUUUUCAGCCUCUCUUUCCUGGAUCUAAUGAGCUGGACCAAAUUUCAAAAAUCCAUGACGUUAUAGGCACUCCUGCUAACAAAACUCUCAACAAGUUCAAGCAGUCAAGAACUGCAAGUUUUGAUUUCCCCUUUAAAAAAGGAAAAGGAAUACCUCCUCUUGUGCACAAUUUGUCUCCCAAAGGCUUCUCUCUGCUGUAUGCGAUGAUAAAAUAUGAUCCUGAUGAGAGAAUUGCUGCCCAUCAAGCAUUACAGCACCCUUAUUUUCAAGAACUCUGGGCAGCUGAUAUACAAGCUUUGGCCAUGCACAAAAAAUUAAGAUUACUAGGAAGUACAGCAGGGCAAGUACCUCUGCGUUUGUGGCAAAUUUCAAAGGAAAGUCAAAGACAGCAUGCUCUUAGGAAAGUCCAGGAAAAAACAAAACAACAUGGACCUCCUUGUGGAGAAUUACCGAAAUUAAAUCUUUCUGGAGGAGCCAAAUUGACUUCCUGUCCUAUUCCUACAUUGCAUUCAGUUUGCCAGACACCUCAAGAAAGUGGUGAAACCUCUGUCUUACAGUCUGUUAGAUUUAUUGGAUCAAAUAUCGAGUCUGAGAAAAAGAAGGCACUUCAGUCUUCCCCAAAACAUUUCCACUUACCUGCUAUAGAACGAAGAGGAGGAGGUUACUGA
Molecule: messenger RNA, 1250 nt
Organism: Fulmarus glacialis (Northern fulmar)
Lineage: Eukaryota; Metazoa; Chordata; Aves; Procellariiformes; Procellariidae
Gene: MOK
Product: MOK protein kinase
Exons: 11
Biological process (GO): intracellular signal transduction; protein phosphorylation
Cellular component (GO): cytoplasm; nucleus
Molecular function (GO): protein serine/threonine kinase activity; ATP binding
Source: RefSeq, a predicted model, not a curated record